Molecule: messenger RNA, 2448 nt
Organism: Panicum virgatum (switchgrass)
Lineage: Eukaryota; Viridiplantae; Streptophyta; Magnoliopsida; Poales; Poaceae
Product: ABC transporter G family member 16-like
Exons: 1
Coding region: 61-2193 (710 amino acids)
Cellular component (GO): membrane
Molecular function (GO): ATP binding; ABC-type transporter activity; ATP hydrolysis activity
Source: RefSeq, a predicted model, not a curated record
CCCGCGCCACGCUAAUCACAAAACCAAACAUCCAAAUCCAAACCAUACCAGCCAAGCACCAUGCCCGCCCUCGCCUGGUUUCUGCAGCGAGGGUCAAGCGUUCGUGACGCAACGGACACAGGCAUGGCGGCCUCCGGUCACACGGUGAUCGACAUCGACGCCGCCGAUGACGAGCCGGCGAAGACGCCGCUCGCGCCUGUCCCCUACGUGCUCAGCUUCGCCGACCUCUCGUACAGCGUCAACAAGGGCGGCGGGCUCGCCGGCUGCUGCCUGGCGCCCCGCGCCAGCAGCCGCCUGGUGGCGUCGGCGGACGCGCCCCCGCCGCCGUCGGGGUCCAGGCGCGCCAAGACGCUGCUCGACGGCGUCUCCGGCGAGGCGUGCGCGGGCGAGCUGCUCGCCGUGAUGGGCGCCAGCGGCUCCGGCAAGUCCACGCUGCUGGACGCGCUGGCGGGGCGGAUCGCGCGCGAGAGCCUCCGCGGGAGCGUCACGCUCAACGGGGAGCCGCUCCACGGCCGCCGGCUCCGCGCCAUCUCCGGCCACGUCAUGCAGGACGACCUGCUGUACCCGAUGCUGACGGUCCGCGAGACGCUGCGCUUCGCCGCCGAGUUCCGCCUCCCGCGCGCGCUGUCGCAGGAGAAGAAACACGCGCGCGUGGACGCGCUCAUCGACCAGCUCGGCCUGUCCCGGUCCGCGGACACCAUCAUCGGCGACGAGGGCCACCGCGGGGUGUCCGGCGGCGAGCGUCGCCGCGUGUCCAUCGGGACGGACAUCAUCCACGACCCCAUCCUGCUGUUCCUGGACGAGCCCACCUCCGGGCUGGACUCGGCCAGCGCCUUCAUGGUGGUACAGGUUCUCCGCCGCAUCGCACAGAGCGGCAGCGUGGUGAUCAUGACGAUCCACCAGCCCAGCGCGCGCAUCCUCAGUAUCCUCGACCGCCUGCUCCUGCUCUCGCGCGGGCGUACUGUCUACGCUGGCACGCCCGCCGGCCUAAAGCCCUUCUUCGCCGAGUUCGGCAUGCCCAUGCCGGAUAACGAGAACCCCGCCGAGUUCGCGCUCGACACCAUCCGAGAGUUCGAGCGCCAGCCAGACGGCGCCGCCGCGCUCGCCGAUGCCAAUGCCAACAGGAUGAAGGCGAACAUCAAGCUUGUGAGCACGAUGCCUCUGGAGCUCGCCAUCGCCGAGAGCGUGUCUCGGGGGAAGCUGGUCGCCGGGAGCGGUUCGGGGAGCGCGUCAAGGGGGACGGUGCCGAUGUUCGCGAACCCGGCGUGGAUGGAGGUGUGGGUUCUGAUGAAGCGGUCCUUCACAAACACGGCGCGCAUGCCGGAGCUGUUCGCCAUGCGGCUGGGAACAAUAAUGGUGACGGGCUUCAUCCUUGCCACCAUCUUCUGGCGCCUGGACGACACGCCCAAGGGUGUGCAGGAGCGGCUGGGCUUCUUCGCCAUGGCCAUGUCGACCAUGUUUUACGUGUGCGCCGACGCGCUGCCUGUCUUCGUGCAGGAGCGCCACAUCUACCUCCGCGAGACGGCGCACAAUGCCUACCGCCGCAUCUCCUACGUGCUCGCCAACGCCGUCGUCGCCUUCCCGCCGCUCGUGCUCCUCUCCCUCGCCUUCGCGCUCAUCACCUUCUGGGCAGUGGGGCUUGCCGGCGGCGCCUCGUCGUUCCUCUUCUUCGUGCUGAUCAUCCUGGCCUCCUUCUGGGCGGGCAGCGGCUUCGUCACGUUUCUCUCCGCGGUGGUGCCGCACGUCAUGUUGGGGUACACGGUGGUUGUGGCCAUCCUGGCCUACUUCCUCCUUUUCUCCGGUUUCUUCAUCAACCGCGACCGCAUCCCCGAGUACUGGACGUGGUUCCACUACUUGUCCCUAGUGAAGUACCCAUACCAGGCCGUGCUCCAGAACGAGUUCAGCGACGCGUCGCGCUGCUUCUCCCGUGGCAUCGAGAUGUUCGACGGUAGCCCUAUCGGGCAUCUCCCAGAGGCAGUCAAGCUGAGGGUGUUGGACGCCAUCAGCACAACGCUGGGCAUGAACGUCACCUCGAACACCUGCGUCACCACUGGCCCCGACAUCCUACAGCAGCAGGCCGUCACCGACAUAGGCAUGUGGGAGUGCCUGCUGAUCACCGUGGCCUGGGGCUUCUUGUUCAGGGCGCUGUUCUAUGUGGUCUUACUUGUUGGCAGCAAGAACAAGCGGAAGUAAUCCAGAAAUAGUAGUUGGGGAACAAGCAAGACCACUUAGAUUGCAGUAAAUGGAAGCACUUUUAUGUUGUCUUGCUCGUCAUCAGCAAGAACAAAACUGCAGGAGGAAAUGAACUAGCAGUCAACUGUGUUUAUUUCUUUUCCAGCAAUAUUUAUUCAUUCUUAAACAUGUAUCCUGGUUUAACUGAUUAGUUCUUGUGAUUGUACUAUAAUGAGUUGACUUUCCAGAAACAAAGCUGAAAAUGUUUAUAUGCAA